Cladophialophora psammophila CBS 110553 is the source of this 960-nucleotide messenger RNA. RefSeq lists its product as uncharacterized. The transcript has 4 exons. Bases 1 to 960 code for a protein of 319 amino acids. The record is from RefSeq and is a predicted model, not a curated record. Gene Ontology annotation, molecular function: O-methyltransferase activity. NCBI's taxonomy places the organism in Eukaryota, Fungi, Ascomycota, Eurotiomycetes, Chaetothyriales, Herpotrichiellaceae.
AUGUCACUUGCCAAUUUGCUGAGAAAUAUUGCUUAUCAAGGAGAGAAGUUAGAGAAUUUCCUUGGGAACGACACGCCUUCUCUCUUCGAAACUGCUGCGUGGAAGUACGACGAUGAAUUACUGCCGCGCGAAGCAUGGGAGGCGUCGCAAAUGUUGAUGGCAGACUGCCAACAACUGAUAGCGCUUCUCAUACCAAGAAAACUGAAGUUGAUGUACGAGAGCAUCUCAAACAAUGCGGCAGUGGCGUUGGAAGUUGCGUGUGACCUAAAAAUUGCCGACAAGAUUGCUGAGAAUGGUGGAGAGAUGACAUUAACUCAGUUGGCCAGAGCCUGUGAAACCAAUGAGCACAAACUUGGAUGUACCAUGCGAGUAUUGACUCACCGCCAUGUCUUUAUGGAAGUCGCACCUGAUGUCUUCCGAAACAAUCGCCAUAGCACAGAGUUGAUAUCUGGAAACGGGGCGCGAGAAUGCUGUUUGCUCGAGACUCAUGAUGCCUAUAAGGCAGGGCCGGCCUGGCUUACCAUCAUGAAAGACCCAAAACGGAUGCACAGCAUUGACGCAAAGGACGGAGCAUUCGCUGAAGUGUUUGGCAAGAGUGUCCUCGAAUACAUUUUCACACCCGAAGGUGCCACCUGUAUGACGAACAUGACUGUUGGAGUACCGUGGAUGUCAACCAUCACCGUGGCAGCCACAUGUUUCGACUUACCAUGGGACAGCUACGGAUCGACAAUCUGUGACGUUGGCGCCGGCUUGGGUAGUGUGAUGCUUGAGGUCAAGAAGACGUUUCCGUCCUUGAAUGUGAUAUGCCAGGAACUCGAGCACAUGAUUCCAGUCUUGCAGAAGACUUUUGAAGGCUAUGAAAGUGAAAUGGAAAGAGGAGAAAUAAAGCUCGAGGUGCAUGACUAUUUCACUCCUCAAGAAACUGUCGCCGAGGUUUACUGGCUACGUGGCGUUAUGUAA